AUGUAUGGCGACGGGGACCGGAAGACCAUCUCGGAGCUGCGGCGAGAUGCCGCGGCCGUGCAGAGGCGUAUUCUUGACCAGACUGUCCAGCUUCAGCGGGUGCAGAACGCCACGGCGAGGGCCAGAAGUUUGAUAGACCAGUUACUUCGUCUCUUUGCAACUGAGGUGAAGGAGAAUGAUAGAGACGCCCUGUUUGCUGUUCUUGCAUCCAUCUCGGAGGAUCUGGACUUUUCUAAUGUCCCGCUAAUUCCCAUUGCCAUUGCGCUCGCAAACGAUCAUUUCAGCAAUGUCAAACGUAUUCGCGCCGUGCGGAACCGGUUUUUGGAUGACAAUUCUGUUAUCUUUUUGGCGCACGUCUUGCGUUUUUCACCGUCGCUAUCGCAGGUGGAGCUGCUUGACAUCAGUGGAACGAGAGUGACGGAGAAGGGCCUUUUUUUUCUUCUUGAAAUGAUGGAGGAGCGGGAGACGCCGUUCGCCCUCAUCGCGAAGGAUCGUGUUCCGGCCGAGAUCCCUGUUGCAGUGGAAUUCAUGCAGAAGUACCAGUUGGCGUUGCGGAAGGUGGGGAGGAAAUCGAACUGUAAAUUGACGCUCUGA
This is a messenger RNA of Trypanosoma cruzi, 594 nucleotides long. RefSeq lists its product as uncharacterized. The coding region runs from base 1 to 594 and encodes 197 amino acids. The transcript has a single exon. Lineage: Eukaryota; Euglenozoa; Kinetoplastea; Trypanosomatida; Trypanosomatidae. The record is from RefSeq and is a predicted model, not a curated record.